UGUUUCGAAAGAAUUUUUUACGAAAACACUAAACAGGAUACAGAAACUUUCAAAAUCGUUCCAAUUUUCUAAUAAUUCUUUUUAUAAUGCGAAUAUUUUGUUAUUUCAAUCUUUAAUCAUCGUAUUAUCGAACUGUUCGCGUAAGUAGCCCAGCUGUGUAUUUAGAUUUGGCGAAAUUAAUGGAUAAAUGGACGACGGCCCGUAUCAAAUUCAGACUCGAAAAAUCCCAAAGCAGAACAUCGUUUACCGUCUAAUAAAUCGUCAAAUCUACGGAGUUCAUAAAACCGGAGCCCAUCAAGCAACUCGUUCCUUCUACUUGAACAUUUUCCCUAAUUUUACCGUAGUCAAUGUGGAAAAACCACCGUGUUUCUUACGUAAGUUCAGUCCAAAUGGUCAACACUUCAUAGCAUUUUCAUCCGAUCAAACGUCUCUGGAGAUAUAUCAAUAUAAAGGCUGUACAGCUGCGACCGAUUUGCUGGAAAAAUGCAGCGGAGAGUUCUGCGGUAACACGAGCCAUCCGGAUAGCGAAAACAUAAGGAAUAAUAUCUUCAAUAGGUUAUUCCAAUUGAAAUACACAGUACCUGUAGCUCAAAGCAAUAAACAACUGAAUAGAGAAUGCAGCUUGUUCACCGAAGAUUGCAGAUACGUUAUAGUUGGAUCAGCUGCGUAUAUUCCUGAAGAUAUUCGACCUCAUUUCUACGAAGUGUAUACGAAUAACGAAGCUGUCACUCCGAACACUCGGUUACCUCUGGAAGACAUAUCUUUACAUUUGGUUGAUUUGGAAGCUGGUCGGUUAUGCGAUACGUUGAAUUUCAAGGUGGAUAAAAUCUACCUGUCGCAUAACCAAGGACUGUAUUUGUUUAAAGAUAGAUUGGCUGUUUUAUCGGUGCAACAUCAAACGGUGUAUAUCUAUUUGGUAGUCGAUGGCCUUUUUGUUAAUAUUCGGGUGAUUGGAAGAUUUUGCUAUGAAAAUGAUCAUUUGAUUACUUCUUCGGUGUACGCUUCUUCGAAUCCUUCGCUACUUAAACCGUUCAGAGAAACGUCGAUUAAUUCGUUGAAACAUAGGCUGUUGGUGUUUCUGUAUAAGAAAGCUGCAGAAACAUCGGCCAGGACGAACAAUGCGCUGGCGUUGAGGAAAUUUUACACUCAUUUUGAUCAGUUCAGAGAAUUGAGACUGUGGAAGAUGCAGUUGUUAGAUGAGAAUCACCUGUUGCUGAAGUACGCUUCGGAAGAUGUAGUUGUUCUGAAAACAACUGAAACUAAUUCCCAACCUUCGUUUUUUGUUGUUUAUAAUAUUAUAUCGACCGAAGUGAUCGCUGUGUAUGAAAAUAUCUCCGAAGACUUGCUCUAUUUAUUGGAAAAUUUCACCGAUCAUUUUAGAAACGCUAAACUAAACUCGGAGUCUCAAUAUACGUGUUCUCCUUCGAAUAAUAUGUAUGCUAGAUCAGCAGUUCAAAGAUUCAAGCAAACUAUAAUCAGUGCUCGAUACGGUGGCCCUACCGAAGCCACCAGAAGAAUACUAGCUCAGUUACCAAUCAGCGCUCAGUCUUACAGCUGUACACCGUACCUGGAUUUAUCUCUGUUUAGUUACGAUGAUAAAUGGAUAUCUCCCAUGGAACGACCUAAAGGCUGUGGUGAACAUCCAAUCAGGUUUUACGAAAGACAAUCUGGUCUUUUGAAGUUUAAAAUGUACGCAGGACUGUUAGGAAGAGCGGUGCCGGCAGCUGCUCGACGGUUAGUGGCUUUUAUUUUCCAUCCGACUGAUCCUUUUGCCAUCAGCGUUCAAAGGACUAAUUCCGACUACAUAGUUAAUUUUCAUUUACGUCAUUCGUACAUGAAUGACGUCGCAUUGUGAUUUUUUCAGACUGGUUCCUCUUAAUUUCCCCCCUCUUGGCCCUUAUUAUCACUAUUACGGCUGUUUUUUUUGUAAUAAUUUUUUUUGACGAAUUUUUAAAUAUAUAUUUGAAUUUACAAA
Molecule: messenger RNA, 1975 nt
Organism: Planococcus citri (citrus mealybug)
Lineage: Eukaryota; Metazoa; Arthropoda; Insecta; Hemiptera; Pseudococcidae
Gene: abo
Product: de-etiolated protein 1 abo
Exons: 5
Coding region: 188-1855 (555 amino acids)
Biological process (GO): protein ubiquitination; positive regulation of proteasomal ubiquitin-dependent protein catabolic process
Cellular component (GO): cullin-RING ubiquitin ligase complex; nucleus
Molecular function (GO): ubiquitin protein ligase binding; ubiquitin-like ligase-substrate adaptor activity
Source: RefSeq, a predicted model, not a curated record